AUGUAUGCUUUAGCCUGUGAUUUCGUCACGCAAGUUCAUGCUUAUCAUUUUUUUUUCCGACAUGCGGUAUUGGGCUUUGAGAAUUCGUCUCCCCAUAACCAGACCGUCAAUCGAGAGCUCCACUGCGACAUUUUGAGGCGCUUGAGGAAGGACGUUCGGCGAAAGCAACCGGAUCUGUGGAGGCGCAAAGAAUUAGAUUCUGUACGACGACAAUGCCUCCACCCCCCACCGUCACCGACCUCUCUUCAUUCGCGAGUUUCUAGCCAAACCAAAUACAAGAUUGUAUCGCUUCCGCACUUGCCCUAUUCUCCAAAUUUAGCACCUGUGGACUUACAUCUCUUCUCCAAGCUGAAAAUGCAGCUCGGAGAACGCAGAAGGUCCUCGACUCGCUUACGGAAAACGACUUUCAGAUUGGGCUCCAAAAAGCGACAGGAACGCUGGGACCGGUGUAUUGCUGCGCAAGGUGACUAUUUCGAGGGAGAUAAUGUUAAAACUUAG
Molecule: messenger RNA, 498 nt
Organism: Acanthosepion pharaonis
Lineage: Eukaryota; Metazoa; Mollusca; Cephalopoda; Sepiida; Sepiidae
Source: the annotation of a GenBank genome assembly